Molecule: messenger RNA, 4062 nt
Organism: Dipodomys spectabilis (banner-tailed kangaroo rat)
Lineage: Eukaryota; Metazoa; Chordata; Mammalia; Rodentia; Heteromyidae
Gene: Zbtb7c
Product: zinc finger and BTB domain containing 7C
Exons: 5
Coding region: 375-2228 (617 amino acids)
Biological process (GO): regulation of transcription by RNA polymerase II
Molecular function (GO): protein binding; DNA-binding transcription factor activity, RNA polymerase II-specific; RNA polymerase II cis-regulatory region sequence-specific DNA binding
Source: RefSeq, a predicted model, not a curated record
AGCCCACUCAGGGCCUGAGGAGUGAGCCACAGCCUGUUGAACCUGAAGCCUUCCAGUGGGGGUCAGCACCCUGGGGUGACUCAAGAAGAAUCGAUGCUUUGGCCCCCACUGACAUGUACAUGGUGUAAUGACAGGGUGGCUGAUUUUCAUAUCAGAGACAAAGCAAACUGCAACCCACCCUGCAUAACUGCCAGAGGAUUCUCUGAAGACUACCCCUGCUUUCCUGUCACCUAAAGUCCAAGGCUGGCUGGCCCACAGGGAUGGCUUGUCACACAAGGCCUCUUCUCAACAUCAAGGAAAUGAACAGGUUUACAGGAAAACCAGUGGCUUAAAAUUGAAGAGUAAGGCGUGGGUGCUUGGGUCUGGCUGAGAACAUGGCCAAUGGCAUUGAUGAGCUCAUUGGCAUCCCCUUCCCCAACCACAGCAGUGAACUCCUAUGCAGCCUCAAUGAGCAGCGGCAUGCUGGCCUACUGUGUGACGUGCUGCUUGUGGUCCAGGAACAGGAGUACCCCACCCACCGCUCCGUGCUGGCUGCCUGCAGCAAGUACUUUAAGAAGCUCUUCACAGCUGGCAGCCUAACCAGCCAGCCCUACGUCUAUGAGAUCGACUUCGUCCAGCCUGAGGCCCUGGCCGCCAUCCUGGAGUUUGCCUAUACCUCCACACUCACCAUCACUGCCGCCAAUGUCAAACACAUCCUCAACGCUGCCAGGAUGCUGGAGAUCCAGUGCAUUGUGAAUGUAUGCCUGGAGAUCAUAGAGCCUGGUGGUGAUGGUGGUGAGGAGGAUGACAAGGAAGAUGAUGAUGAUGAUGAAGAUGAUGACGAUGAGGAGGAUGAAGAGGAGGAGGAGGAGGAAGAGGAGGAGGACGAUGAUACAGAGGACUUUGCUGACCAAGAAAACUUGCCUGACCCCCAGGACAUCAAUUGCCACCAAAGCCCCUCCAAAACAGACCAUCUCACAGAGAAGGCCUAUUCAGACACACCCAGAGACUUCUCCGAUUCCUUCCCGGCCGACAGCCCUGGCCAUCUGGGGGUGAUCCGGGAUUUCUCCAUUGAAUCUCUGCUGAGGGAAAACUUGUACCCCAAAGCUAACAUCCCCGACAGACCUAGCUUAUCUCCAUUCACCCCGGACUUCUUCCCUCACCUCUGGCCAGGGGACUUUGGUGCCUUUGCCCAGUUGCCUGAGCAGUCCAUGGACAAUGGGCCACUGGAUCUAGUCAUCAAAAACCGGAAGAUCAAGGAAGAGGAGAAGGAAGAGCUUCCCCCACCCCCACCCCCACCCUUCCCUAGCGAUUUCUUCAAGGACAUGUUCCCUGACCUGCCCGGGGGGCCUCUAGGCCCCAUCAAGGCAGAGAACGACUAUGGUGCCUAUCUCAACUUCCUGAGUGCCACCCACCUGGGGAGUCUCUUUCCACCUUGGCCACUGGUGGAGGAGCGCAAGCUGAAGCCCAAGGCCUCUCAGCAGUGUCCCAUCUGCCACAAGGUCAUCAUGGGGGCUGGGAAGCUGCCACGGCACAUGAGAACCCACACUGGGGAGAAGCCAUAUAUGUGUAACAUCUGCGAGGUCCGCUUCACCAGGCAGGACAAACUCAAGAUCCACAUGCGGAAGCACACGGGGGAGCGGCCCUACCUGUGCAUCCACUGCAACGCCAAGUUCGUGCACAACUACGACCUCAAGAACCACAUGCGCAUCCACACGGGCGUGCGCCCCUACCAGUGCGAGUUCUGCUACAAGAGCUUCACGCGCUCCGACCACCUGCACCGCCACAUCAAGCGCCAGAGCUGUCGCAUGGCCCGGCCCCGGCGUGGUCGCAAGCCCGCCGCCUGGAGAGCCACCAGCCUGCUCUUUGGGCCCGCGGAGCCCCCACCCGACAAGGCGGCCUUUGUGAUGCCCCCCGCGCUGGGCGACGUGGGCGGCCACUUGGGCGGCGCAGCCAUGUGCCUCCCAGGCCCCAGCCCUGCCAAGCACUUCCUGGCAGCCCCCAAGGGUGCCCUGAGCCUGCAGGAGCUGGAGCGCCAGUUCGAGGAGACGCAGAUGAAGCUGUUCGGGCGCGCGCAGAUGGAGGCAGAAAGGAACGCGGGUGGCCUCCUGGCCUUGGCCUUGGCCGAGAACGUGGCCGCCGCGCGGCCCUACUUUCCGCUGCCCGACCCCUGGGCUGCAGGCCUGGCCGGCCUUCCCGGGCUGGCCGGCCUGAAUCACGUGGCCUCCUUGUCUGAAGCCAACAACUAGGCUGGCCCUGGUAGACCCCAGUCCCCUGCUCCCUGCCCUCCCCCCCUCCCCAGGCCCACUCUGCACUCCCUCCAGUGGGUUUGAACUUUGUAUUUUGCAAACACAAAGGGAAAUGAAUAUAUAUAUAUAUAUAUAUAGUAGCAGCAAUGACGUUUCCUAGGCCUCCCUUUUGCCAGUGUCUGAACUGGCAUCUCUUCCCAAAGGGGCCUGGAGCUGGCCGGAUUCUCUCCCUGCCUGGCACACGGGGGAGCUGCCACAAUGGAGGGCCUCACACUGGGUGCCAAGUGUGCUAUGAAGCCUUGUGGGGCUCUAGGACAGGGCUCGCUUGGCGAGUGGGCUGCUCAGAUGGAGCAAGAGUAAGGCUGGGCCUGAGCACAUACCUUGGUGGACCCCACAGUGUUGGGGGGAGCCCCUCCCAACACAGCUUUUUAGGGGUCUUUUGCUGAUCUCCAGAAACCCUGAGGUUCCUUUGGACAGUGCUCAAAUGCCACAUAGAAAGACACAAUCUGAUUGACAAGGACACCUCUUGGAGCCAGGAGCCAGACUAUUUGGAGUCUGGACCCAUUUUUAAUUUACUCACCCUGUGAUCUUGGACAGGUCAACUCUCCGUGCCUCUGUGUCCCCCCUCCCCAUUCUGUGAAAGGAGGUGGUGGUUUAGAUUUCCCUCUCCCCGCUUCACCUCCACACAUACUCACAACGUAUCCCUCCAAAGAGGAGCCUUAGAGAGUAGUGACUUAACGUACCUCUAAAAUCUCUGGGGAAACAGUUGAUCUUACUGGACUUAAUUUUUUUUAUCACCACCACACAAAUUAACAAAGAUGAGAAAUGUGCCAAACUAGACAAGGAUGACAGAGAGACAGGCAGAGCUCCAAAUACCACCUGUCCCUAGUCCCCCAAGAGCCCUAGUCAGUCUCUGCCCCAUGUUCACAUGCCCUCUCUGAGCUCUGUGGUCAACGUGGACUGAGGCUGCCAGUCUGAACACCUGGCAGCAUCGUCCUUUCCUAGUUCUUGAAAUGCAGACCUGGCCUAGUCACCCAGGGGCCUCUGGAGUCGGGAGGGUUCUCCAGUCCUCAGCUUUGCUGGUGACUGCCUACUUUGCUGUGUUUGAGCAAAGCACCACCUUCCUUUAUAAUCCAGCACUGAGGCUAAGGUACUUGGCUCCCUUUCUUUUGACAAAGGGGCUGGGUAUGGAAGGGGUGGGGUGGGGGACUUCUGUGUUUGUUGGGCUCUGAGAAUUGAGAUGCCACAUGAUUUUCUGGUUCUAUGGUUAGUGACAGAUGCUGGGCAAGAAGAGAGAUUCUCUGCCUGGCUUCUCCCUGAUAGCUCUUCCUUUUCAUUCCCCCUUUCUUCUUCCUGCUGACUUUGCUUUGGUUUCUCAGUAGCCCAGAGAGGUGUGUACAUCUGCCUGGAUGGUCCAGAAAUGGGAGUCCUGACCUCCCAAGCUGUGGGCACAAGAGACUUGGUUCUUCCUAUCGCCUUGGCUUUCUCCUGAGGAAAAAAAAAAAAAGAACAAAAACAAAAAGGCCAGAGAAGACCACAGACUCUGCCCCUCUCUUAACUCUCCAGAAGAGACCCCCUGCCUCUUCACGCCAGCCAGGAGACACCUGCCCUCAGUGGUCAUCUGCCCGGACAACUGCCUCUCAGAUCCCUGUCCCCAGUUCAGACUUAACUUUUGGGAACCAUCAGCGAACAUACUCAUGUUCUCCAUCAGUCAAGGGACUGGGGCCAAACCAAACAUCAAAUGAACAAAUGAACUACGUGGAAUCGUGGUGUUGGGCUUUUGUUUUUAUUUUGUAAAGGUAAUGACUUCUUAUAAACUCAAUUUUUCAGAUGA